GUUGUUGGUGCCUGAUGCUGAUGGUGCAGGAAGUAAAGUCAGAUAAUGAAGAUGACCUAAAUAAAUGCUUCAUGGACCAGGACUAUGAAGAACUCUUGGAGAUUGCCAGAAAGGGCUUACCGAAGACAUCCAAGCCCAAGAAAAUCAUUAUUGUGGGUGGGGGGAUUGCAGGACUAACAGCAGCCCAGCUGCUAGAGGAGGCUGGCCAUGAGAUAACCAUAUUUGAGGCAAGUGAUCGAAUUGGAGGACGGGUGUACACUUACAGGGAGAAAAAUAAUACGUGGUAUGCAGAACUUGGAGCCAUGAGGAUUCCUACUUUUCACAAAAUUCUACUUACCUUUAUUGAAAAGCUUCAUCUAACGUUGAACUCCUUCAUUGAAAAAGAUAUCAACUCUUGGUACUACAUAAACGGUAUCCUAAAGAGAACUCGUGUUGUUGACAUUGACCCAGAUGUGUUGAAUUAUACCGUGUAUCAUCACGAGAAAGGAAAGACGGUGGAACAGCUCUACAAUGCCGCACUAGCUCCAGUGAAAGACUACCUCAAAAAAACAGGCUACAACUGUUCAAAAGUAAUGGAAAAAUAUGACUCCUACACUGUCAAGGAAUACUUUCUACAAGUAGGACGUUUGAGCCAAGGAGCUGUGCAGAUGAUUGGAGACAUGCUGGAUGAUACUGGAUUUUUCUAUAACGCCUUUACUGAGAAUCUGAGGCUCCUUUCUGAUCUUAAUGACCAAAACCGCUACUAUGAAAUCAGAGGAGGCAUGGAUAACCUGGUCAAGGCAAUUUACCAAAAACUCAACUCCACUGUUUACCUGAACUCAAGAGUGACAAAGAUAAUGCAAAAUCAAUGUGGUGUCACUGUGUCUUAUAACAACCAGAAAACACCUGCUGAUGAUUUGAGCUUCAGUGCAGAUUAUGUGCUCCUCACAGCCACAGCCAAAGCUUCAUUGCUGCUGAACUAUGAGCCUGCUCUGUCAAGGAAAAAAAUGCAAGCCCUACGUUUAGUCCACUAUUCAGGGUCAACCAAGAUCUUCCUAAGUUUCAAGUGUCGUUUCUGGGAAAAGCAAGGAAUAUUUGGUGGAAAGUCCAUUACCGAUCUUCCGUCUAGAUUUAUCUUUUACCCCAGUCACAGUUUUGAAGGCACUAAUGGUGGUGUGCUGCUUGCCUCUUACACAUAUGGUGAGGAUUCAGAUUUCUUUAAUGGACUAAAUGAGAAGGAAUGCAUGAAGGUUGCUCUCAGAGACCUGGCAAAAAUUCAUGGAGAACAUAUUUAUUCACUCUGGGAUGGAGGAGUAGUAAAAAAAUGGGGCAGGGAUCCCUUCAGUUUAGGAGCCUUCUCCAUAUUAAACCCCUACCAACUGAAUGAAUACUACAAAGACCUUUUUGCAAAGGAAGAAAGGAUACACUUUGCUGGGGAGCAUACAGCAUUGCCACAUGGCUGGAUUGAAACUUCAAUGAAAUCUGCUAUCAGGGCAGCAAGAAACAUUCAUAACAUAAAGAACAAUGACAUUGUACUUUAAUGGGACUCGGAGGAGGUAAAGCUACAAUAUUACUGCCUUGACCCAUUGAUUCAGCAUUUGUACACAUUU
Messenger RNA from Erpetoichthys calabaricus (reedfish), 1589 nucleotides. It is a transcript of the gene il4i1, whose product is annotated as interleukin 4 induced 1. Lineage: Eukaryota; Metazoa; Chordata; Cladistia; Polypteriformes; Polypteridae. Bases 15 to 1520 code for a protein of 501 amino acids. Gene Ontology annotation, molecular function: polyamine oxidase activity; L-amino-acid oxidase activity. The transcript is spliced from 6 exons. The record is from RefSeq and is a predicted model, not a curated record. Gene Ontology annotation, biological process: amino acid catabolic process.